Durusdinium trenchii is the source of this 249-nucleotide messenger RNA. NCBI's taxonomy places the organism in Eukaryota, Dinophyceae, Suessiales, Symbiodiniaceae. The record is from the annotation of a GenBank genome assembly.
AUGACAGUGGAAGAGGCAAACUCGCUUACAACAUGGUUUUCUUCUCUUGUUGGCAGUUCUACAUCUUCUGGCUCAAAGCUUCCUGAGCAAAAGGCCGUUGAUGCAGACGAAGACAAGUGGGACCGUGAGCGUGCAUUCGACAUUGCAGACAGCCUUGAAAAUGGCUUGGCCCGGGAAAUCGUGACAGAGUUUAUGCAUCCAUUGCGCAGAGCCAGCAAGCUCUGGAAGUUCCAUGUGAUUCGAUCUGAG